Messenger RNA from Pecten maximus, 4765 nucleotides. RefSeq names its product vesicular glutamate transporter 2-like. Gene Ontology annotation, cellular component: excitatory synapse; synaptic vesicle membrane. Bases 677 to 2533 code for a protein of 618 amino acids. The transcript is spliced from 13 exons. NCBI's taxonomy places the organism in Eukaryota, Metazoa, Mollusca, Bivalvia, Pectinida, Pectinidae. Gene Ontology annotation, molecular function: L-glutamate transmembrane transporter activity; neurotransmitter transmembrane transporter activity. The record is from RefSeq and is a predicted model, not a curated record. Gene Ontology annotation, biological process: transmembrane transport; neurotransmitter loading into synaptic vesicle; regulation of synapse structure or activity.
CUAGAAAGCAGCCCCGGAGGAUGCCGUUUGGUAACUUUCAGCAGCUAAAGGAGAGGAUUCUCUACCCCGCUAAAGACGCCACUCAAAUUGCAAAGUCAUCACUUGGAAGGCCAGUGAUCUACGAUAACUCCUCUCGCCGACAGUAGUACCUACAAUCUACUAGUUGAUGUAAGUCUCUCAACACGGGCAUGCUCCAAUCCCGACUUCGCACCAGUACAUUGGAACUUAAAUUUUGGACUUUGAAAACUAUGUCCUCCUUUUAUCCUAGGAACAUUUCUACCAGUCUCUAAGUGUUAAUGCAUGUAGAGCUGGUUUAUAGCAUGUGUGCACCUCGUGGGACGUCCGUACAUGUUUAGUUUGUCUGGCCGGAUGCUGCUAUUCCUAGAAAUUUGUACAAACCGGAGAGUAUGUGGAUAGGUCGGAAAGGUUGUUACUGAGCGGAAUAUAUUGUGUUUUCUAUGAUAUGGAUAAAUAAAUCCACAAAUAAUUUAAUUACAAGCAACCAGUAAUAAAUAUUUAAUACCCAUUGGAAUCAGCGUUGGCAUAUCACAGUGAUAUUUUGGUUUCCUGUGAUUAUAUGUGGAAGUUUAAAGUAUUAACAUAAUAUAUAUCUGUAGGGUAAGUUCUUGUGAUCUAUUAAUCUCUGGUGAUCCCGGAUUUAACCUCUCACCUCGGAAUGGGAUCCCUGGCAAAGGAAGUUCUCCGCCUGAGAGACUUGAAGAUCUUAAAGAAAAGUGAUGAUGAAAAGGGAUUCGCAAAGUAUGAUGAAUUGGACGAGGUUUACUCGGAAGAAGAAGAAGGAAAGUACACCGGAAGUAGAUUUAAUUUCAACUUCCGGUGCAAUUGCUGCAAGACCUGUUCUUGUGGACAGCGAUAUGUGAUAGCAUUUCUAAGUAGUGUUGGAUUUAUAAUAUCCUUCGGAAUAAGAUGUAACAUGGGUGUGGCAAUAGUUACAAUGACAAAAAACGGGUCAACGGAAGACAAUCAUCUGGUACAGAGGAAACAGCAGCUCGAACACAUGGGAAACAACACUAACAUGACGAUACCACCGCAACUUCCGGAAUUCAACUGGACGCCGGAGACGAUCGGAGUAGUCGAUAGCUCGUUUUUCUGGGGAUAUAUCGUAACGCAGAUUCCCGGCGGCUAUCUCGCCUCUAGAGUUCCUGCCAACAGGAUAUUUGGCUUGGCUAUUGGUGUUUCCGCUUUCCUCAAUCUCUUGUUGCCUGGGGCUGCGCAGGUGCACUAUGGGCUCGUCAUGGCGGUCAGGAUCCUUCAGGGCCUAGUGGAGGGUGUUACAUACCCAGCCUGUCAUGGUAUCUGGAGACACUGGGCUCCCCCGCUAGAGAGGUCCAAGCUUGCUACCAUUUCAUUCUGUGGUUCCUACGCCGGAGCUGUACUUGGAAUGCCACUUUCUGGAAUACUCACUAAACAAUUUGGGUGGCAGUCAGGCUUCUAUGUGUUUGGUGUUCUGGGGAUUAUCUGGUCGAUAAUAUGGUGGUUUUUCUCAUUCGAACGACCAUCUAAAAGUCCAUAUAUCACAAAUGAAGAAAAGAUAUAUAUAGAAACGUCGAUAGGCGAAUCUACAUCAUCAAAGGAUAUGAACACGCCAUGGGUCAGCUUCUUCACCUCCAUGCCCGUGUACGCCAUUAUAGUAGCCAACUUCUGUCGUAGCUGGACUUUCUAUCUUCUCAUCAUUAGUCAGCCCAUGUAUUUUAAUGAAGUUUUUAAGUUUGAUAUCACAAAGAGCGGGUUGAUAUCUGCUUUACCACAUUUAGUGAUGGCCAUUAUUGUCCCGUUCGGAGGACAACUUGCUGACUUCCUUCGUAGGCGGGGCAUUCUUUCAACCACUGUGGUCCGCAAAAUCUUCAACUGUGGAGGAUUUGGGUUGGAGGCGUGUUUCCUCUUAGGAGUGGGUAUUACUAGAAAUACCACUACCGCCAUGGUAUGUCUCACCCUUGCCGUCGGAUCCAGUGGAUUCGCGAUAUCUGGGUUUAACGUGAAUCACCUUGAUAUCGCCCCACGCUAUGCCAGUAUCCUGAUGGGACUGUCCAAUGGUGUGGGCACUCUGGCUGGAAUGUUGUGUCCAAUCUUCACAGAACUACUCACAAAAGGAGCCACUGCGGAUGAGUGGGAGGUCGUCUUCAUCAUUGCAAGUGUCGUCCACUUCCUUGGUAUUACAUUUUACGGAAUCUUCGCCUCUGGUGAGAAACAGCCGUGGGCAGACGCUCCUACAGAAGAUAUGUGGAAACCAGAGGACACCCUGAAGUCAGACGGCUCAGGCAAAAUGUUUUCUUAUGGUGCUUUUGAGGACGACUCAGGAGACAAAGGUGGGGGAGUUGGGGCUCCCACUAUGAACGGGAAGCCUGGUGCCGUAACAAACGGCCAGAUCCCUUACGAUUACGCAGACCAAUAUGAAGGACCUUAUAACGCACACGCGAAAUAUUCAUUCGACGGCCCAAUGUACCAGACCAAGGAGGAGCUUGUACAAGUACAGGCAAAGGACAGAUAUCUGACGGACGAGAGGGAUUUAUGAGGAUUUCCCUCUUAGUUACAUAUAAUCAUUGGUUGUAUAAUUACAAAGGAAAGACGAAAGAUCAAGGACAUGUUUAGCGAAUAUAGUAUAUAUACAUAUAUUUAAACAGUAGUGAAUUGAAUUAUUUCAUUCAAUCAUAAGUCAUCUAUCACUGUAGUUAUAAUGAUUGGAUGCAUGUAGUGCGGUCAUAUAUACACUGUUCUGAAUUAGUUAAAUACAUAAAUAAAUUUCCUCAAAAUGAUUUUAAAAAUUAUACAUUGUACCAAUAAUGAUAUUUUAAAAUAAAUCCAUAAUGGUUUUAGACAAACAGAAUAAUAUAUUUUUAGAAAUUCAUAUGACCAAUGCUUAAUGUACUUAAGUUUGAUAAUCAGCAUAGGAAUUAUACAUAAUAUCUUUAGACAUACCACAUAACACUCUCUAUAUACACACUGGAGGCAUUUCUUAACAUCGAGACCAGCGGGGUACAGUUGACGUUAUUUUGUUAUCAAUAGAAGUUUAAUUUUGUAUUGAUUUACGAUGGUGUUGACGAUCAAGUUAUAAAAAAGUACUUGUCAUAGGGUCCAGAAAUAUAUUAGAUAAUAACAAUCUGAUUGGAAUAAAAUUAUAACGAUGCUAAAGCAUACAUCUAUUUAAACGCUGUUCACAUAAUUGUAGGGGAAACGUAUCAAUUUAUUAGUUACAUUAAUUAUAAACUAUUAUUUGGUUAUGUAGUGAUGUAUAUCACUGAGAUAUGUUUGUUAUAUUUUACCUAUUUACUAUAUACCCUCGUUCCAUUUUUCCUGAUGUCAUGUAGAUUUAUUCUGGGUAUUGUUGAUAUGUGUAACCUCGUAUCGUCAUGGUGACCUAUGAAAUAGGCUUAUACCUGUCCGAAUAUGAGGAUAGAUAUGUAUAUACAUCCCGUCAGGUGUCAAUAUUUAAGAAGCAGUGGUAGAUAUCGUAAACAUCAUAAACAUUAAAGGUACAGUACUUAAUAAUAAUGAACAAUAUACGAAUAUUAUACUGACAGUUGUACGACAUCAGUAUACAUAAUGAACAUAUGUUAAUACGAAAAACGAUGUGAUUCAAACGGCACCACUACCCAUAUAAUGGGGUUUCAUGGCAUUCGAAAUAACUAUUCCUACCAUACAAAUACUUUAAUAUUAUCGCAUUUUGAUUUGGUUUCAUUUGUUUAAUCGUAGAGCCAAAAUAACAUAUUCUUAUCAAUUAAAUUAAACACCCGGUCAUAAAACGCUAGUCAUAUUAGAAAAGAUGACAUUGACAAAAUUUGAUAUUUAAACUAAAUAAACAGAUAAAAGAGAUUGCAGUUAUAGACAAAAGGAUCUACACAUAAAGAAUCAUAAAACAUAAGAACAAAUUAUAACAAGUUUGAAUGUGAAACAUUCCUAUGAUUAUGUCUGUUGAUCUACCUUUCACAUAACAUGAUUAUUUAUUAAAAUGUAUUGUUCGUAUAGAUAGAUAUAUUGUCACAAGAACAUGAUAGACACAGAGUACACCAGUGUCAAAGACACCGGAUUAAGAUAUUAUACAUCUAAGUUUGAGAUAACUUCUAUAAUAUAUUCAUACUAGGAUUGAUAUAUUUGAGUGUGGAUACGCUUUUUAACAUCCAUAUUGUUUUGUGUGGACUCGUCGCUCUGACGGAUUACACUGUUUUAUUAUGGACAUUUGUUAAUAGAAGAAUGACAUUUUAGAAACAUAUUAAUUCAGAACAUCACUUUCGAGAGAUAUGAUUCCUGUUGUAAGUGUUAAACUAUUUCAACAUCAUACACAUUGUAGAUAUGUACGUCGGGACUAACGAUUUUAACCCACUGUGUGAUUGUGUAUGCAGUGCAUGUUGAUAACUUACAAUUCAGAUGUUUUACAAAGUAUACAUUUCAGUGAGGACUAAUGUGCUCUACUGGACAUUCGUUGUUGUUCAUUAUUUAUGUUUUUUUAGUAAUUCAUAUUUUAAUACUUUUUGAAGAUAAUAUUUGUGAGAACAAUAUUGACCUGUUAUACCACGGAGUGAUAUCUUGUUUAUGUUUGUGAUCAUUAUUUCGUUAACCAUAGUAUAACAACAUACUUUAAUAUAUUUGUACUUAGUUACGUUAUUCUGCUACAGUUAUGAUACCGUAAUGAAUCACUGUCCUACAUAGGUACUAUAGAUCUAUAUGUGUUAGAGUAAUACUUUGUAGUUUGAGGAAUAUUAAAUCAGUUGUAUUGGUUAUGCAAAUAUAAUUCGAUAAUUUGACGCAU